Emiliania huxleyi CCMP1516 is the source of this 554-nucleotide messenger RNA. RefSeq lists its product as hypothetical. Gene Ontology annotation, cellular component: intracellular anatomical structure. The record is from RefSeq and is a predicted model, not a curated record. The transcript is spliced from 4 exons. Gene Ontology annotation, molecular function: oxidoreductase activity, acting on NAD(P)H, oxygen as acceptor. Lineage: Eukaryota; Haptophyta; Isochrysidales; Noelaerhabdaceae. The annotation marks the transcript as partial.
AUGCUUGCAAAAGCGCGGCCGCGCGCCGCCAUCGUCACAGGUGGCACGCGCGGGGUCGGGAGGGGCAUUUGUGAGGCGCUCGCAGCAAGCGGCUUCGAUCUGCUCAUGACGUACAACACGGACGCGACUUUGGCGGAGAAGGCUGCUGCGGAGCUUCGCUCGGAGUACGGAUGCUCGGCGGAGCACAUCGGCGGAGAUAUUUCGCUCGAGUCCACGCGCGACGCCAUCUUUGCCCACUACGACAAGACGUUCGCAGGGUCUCACGCGCUCGGUGCCGUCGUGCACAACGCUGGCCAGUACGUCGGUGUCACAGCUUCCAAAUGCGAGUAUCGCGGUCCGAUUCCGUUGGGAUCCUUUACCUCGCCCGGCAUCAGCGCGACACCAUACUCGGACAACUUGCGCUACUUUUCAGUCAUCAUCCAGGGGCCGGCCGGGUCGCCGUACGAGGGAGGCAUCUUCAGGUGGGGCCACGCAGUUCGCUUCCUGACGAAGAUGUACCACCCAAACAUCGACAAGAUCGGCCGCAUCUGCCUGGACAUCCUCAAAGGCAAGUG